Camelina sativa (false flax) is the source of this 783-nucleotide messenger RNA. RefSeq lists its product as uncharacterized. Gene Ontology annotation, molecular function: protein serine/threonine kinase activity. Gene Ontology annotation, biological process: protein phosphorylation. The record is from RefSeq and is a predicted model, not a curated record. NCBI's taxonomy places the organism in Eukaryota, Viridiplantae, Streptophyta, Magnoliopsida, Brassicales, Brassicaceae.
CAUGUUGUAGUACUAUAAAUAAGCCCAAGCAUUUCCUCUAUCCCUCAUCAUCAUCAACACUUCAUCUUUCACUAAUCAUCCUGAGUCCUCUCAAUCACUUCCAGCCUUCAAAAUGAGCGCUGGACUAAUGGCUUUCUCAAACCUUCCUUCUUACAAGAAGUCCAACGAGAAAUUCAAUUUCAGUAUCAGCAGGGAAUUGCUUCUCAACCCAAACGAUGUUUUAGUGGGAGAGAUGAUUGGAGAAGGAGGCUACUCCAUCUUCUACAAAGGAUUGCUCAGAAACCGUUUUCCCGUUGCUGUGAAGAUAAUGCAACCAAGUGACAAAAAGAAGUUUCAAAUUGAAGUUCUGUUACCAUCCAAGAUGAGGGAUGCCAACAUUAUGAAGUUUGUUGGAGCUUGCAUAGAGCCGCAACUGGUGAUAGUUACCGAAGUCAUGGAAGUCGACACUCUUCAGAGGAUCAUGUGGAGUUCUCAGCCGAAACCUCUUGAUCUAUACGGUAUUAUACUUGAAUGUUGCUGGGCACAUGACUCGGACGCACGUCCUGAGACCAAGGAAAUUAGGCUCUUGUUGACAAUCCUGUUAAGAGUUUCGACCUCAGAUGUUAGUAUCGAUGAGGAUUCGGUGAAAAAACCAAAGGAGAAGAAGAAGAAGAAGAAAGUACUGGUGAAGAUGAUGCGUCCUUUCGUUAAGAUGUUUAGGGCUUGUUACAAGGCAUGAUCAUGUUAUUGUGUUUUCCAUAAAAAUAAUAGAAAGGGGUUACUCUUCCUUCGUUGUUGUUUUUA